GUUUGCAGCUUAGUAGUCCGCGAUACGCGCGCCCGAGUCGACGUCUGUCAGCCGGAAUUCGCGUAAAAAUUGUGAACAAGUGAUAAUAUUAUACUGUGUUUUUGAUAGUUAUUUUUUAAAAUUUUAUUCCGAUACGGUGUUUGCCGCCGUGAUUAUAAGUUCGGUUCACGAGUCACCGACGCGCCGGCAGCGGGCCGUUUUCUUUGGCGUUUUCGAUGGUCGUCGCCGUCACGGUUAUGAUGCGCCGGCCGACGACGACGGUGAUGCACCACCUACGGACGAGUUCGGCCGGCCGAGCGCGAUGAAGUUCACCGCUUGGAUCCCGGCCGCGGCCGUCAUACUGGUCGCCCUGUGCGCUCCUCGGCCAGGACUCUGUGAUCUGACCGGAAGUCCUCCGACCAUAUGGGUGGACCGAAAUUGGGUGGUCGACUCCACGGCACCCGUCGGCACGGUGGUGGCUCGGGUUCGCGUGUCCGACGUCAGCAACGAAACGGUCCUGAUGUUCGGGCUGGAACACUCGACGGGCUUCAACAUCGUCCAAGAAAACGAAGACCCGUUGCCGUUCACCAUCGACGAGAAUGGAAGAGUCACCACAAACACGUCCCUAACGAACAAGGAGGGAAAAAACAUUUACCUUUACGUGACGAUCAACGAUGGACACUUGACGUCCAAGACUCAGGUAUGGGCGAAAGUGGAAGGACCCGGCGGUGGUGGCAGAAAUAAGCCGAGUAGCGGAGGACUUCCGACAAACUUCUUAUCACCACAGUUCCGACCACCACCCCCGCCGUCGAUACCGAUAAAUGGGGCUGGAAGCAAUUUUCCAGGCGUUGUGUUCACGCCUCCUAACAAAAUUCUACCCCCCGGGCCGGCCAGGACAUCGCAACCACGGCCAACGAACAAAGUUCCUACUGCGAAGCCRACGACUCCCAUAGUCGUUGUCACGCAAAAGACAGUCACCGCUGACAUACCCGUUUCCGAGACCUCCACAUCACCGACCGCAGUUGUUAGCACAGUCCCAUCAACCAUGGAAAUCGAUGCAGCCAUGCAUUCAACUAACGGCAUCAUCACCAUAAAGUCAAAGUCCAGUACCGUCGCCACCACUGCCGAUAACAUCACUGACACUACCACCACUGCCGCUACCACCACUCAGCCYGGUGAGACAAGAAACGUAACAGAACCAGCGCUCACCCCUCCCACAGUAACCACCCAACAACCAGUUCAGAAUAACYUGGUCUUGGCCCUGGUACCCAUAGUGRUCGCUACCGUGUUCCUGACCACGGCUGGCGUGCUUGCCUGUUUGUUCCGAAAAAGACUGUUUCCCUCCAAAGUCAAGUCUAAAAAAGUCAAUUCAAUUGGAAAAAAGAAAAGCUCUCGAUCGGACGACCCGAUGGUCAUGCACCACUGGAGCGGACCACGAUCAUUCACCAGGUACGAAAGCUGGGGCUCGGAUCCGUCGACCAAUGGGCAGUACGUCGGUGGAAAGGAAUCGGCGAUCAAAGAAAGUGACCCGUGGGAGAUACCUAGACACCACGUGAGGGUGUGCUCAAUACUUGGAGAGGGUAGUUUUGGGCAAGUCUGGAAGUGCGAGGCGUACAACAUCAUGGGGUUCAAGGGCAACAUGGUGGUCGCUGUAAAGACUCUCAAGGACAACGCGGGCGAACGCGAACGACUCGACCUGGUACAAGAACUGCAGGUGAUGAAAUCGCUGGAGCCGCAUCCGCACGUCGUAAAACUCUUGGGAUGUUGUUCGGAGAGAGAUCCCUUGUUUGUCGUUAUGGAGUACGCGAAAUUGGGCAAACUCCAGAGCGUGCUGCGGAACUCUCGUGGCGUAAAUUACUACACGAAUACGCACGGGCCGAGUUCGUUGACGUCGCACGAACUCAUUAUGUUCUGCUAUCAGAUCGCCAAAGGAAUGGACUUCUUGUCGUCGAAAGGGAUCAUACACAGGGACCUGGCGGCCAGGAACAUACUGGUGACGGAGGAACGGACGUGCAAGAUCUCCGACUUCGGGUUCGCGCGGGACGUGGCCAACAGCCGGGUGUACGAGCGCAAGUCCGAAGGCCGUCUGCCCAUCCGGUGGAUGGCGCCGGAGUCGCUGUUCGACAACAUGUACUCGGCCAAGUCGGACGCCUGGUCGUUCGGCGUGCUCAUGUGGGAGAUCGUGACGCUUGGCUCGACGCCGUACCCGGGAGUGGCCGCGGCGGACGUCAUGAAGCGCAUCCGGGACGGAUACCGGCUGGACAAGCCGCAGCACUGCCGUCGCGAGGUGUACAACAUCAUGUUCUACUGCUGGGACAAGUGUCCGGACGACCGGCCCGACUUCGCCGAGCUCAUGGGGCUGCUUGACAAGCUGCUGGUCGACGAGACCGAUUACAUACAGCUCGACCGGUUCCCGGACAACGCGUACUAUAACAUCACCACGUGCAUCAGUGGCGAGCGCCUGUGACGGAACUCCAGCGCCGCAGCGGCCGCCGACGCCACUUCCGCCCGGAAGUGGAGCCGGCUGCAGCGGCGACGGUAUCCUGCUGCAGCGAAACCGCGCAGUCGUUUCCGUUUAUCAUAAUGUAGUAUUAAAUUUUUUAAAAAUUGUACGUAUUCGGUGGUCACACGUCUGAAGAAAAAAGAUGUAUAACAUAAAAAUAAAUAAACACUCUCGUAGUAGCUGACAUUAUACGAGUAUGGCACGAUAAAAAUAUUUAUUACGAUUUUUCGACAUCMGGUCAGCACGGUAUUAUAAUGCGACAAUAAAACUGCRUGCGAUCGCACUGUAUACGUGAAUGUAUCAGCUGCAUAAUAUUAUUAUUGUAUGUAUUUUUUUUAUUUUCAUUGUUUAUAAAAAAAAAAAAAAAA
This is a messenger RNA of Diuraphis noxia (Russian wheat aphid), 2850 nucleotides long. It is a transcript of the gene Cad96Ca, whose product is annotated as tyrosine kinase receptor Cad96Ca. Gene Ontology annotation, molecular function: ATP binding; transmembrane receptor protein tyrosine kinase activity; calcium ion binding. Gene Ontology annotation, biological process: cell surface receptor protein tyrosine kinase signaling pathway; homophilic cell-cell adhesion; protein phosphorylation. NCBI's taxonomy places the organism in Eukaryota, Metazoa, Arthropoda, Insecta, Hemiptera, Aphididae. The record is from RefSeq and is a predicted model, not a curated record. Gene Ontology annotation, cellular component: plasma membrane; signaling receptor complex.